Messenger RNA from Heterostelium album PN500, 1206 nucleotides. RefSeq lists its product as uncharacterized. The coding region runs from base 1 to 1206 and encodes 401 amino acids. The transcript is spliced from 2 exons. The record is from RefSeq and is a predicted model, not a curated record. Lineage: Eukaryota; Evosea; Eumycetozoa; Acytosteliales; Acytosteliaceae.
AUGAAUAAAAAGAUAUUUAAUAAUGUUUUUAAUAAUUCAGUAUUGAGAGUUUAUAUAUUUCAACAGGUCAGAUCAAUACAUGUCGAUUAUUUAAGAGAAAAGAGUUUAAAAUGGAAAGUAGUUGAAUGUAAACCAUAUCUAUUGACUGGUUACAACUAUUUUCAAUUGUUAAAAGAAUAUUAUAAACAAAUAGAAGAGAAGAAUAAAAAAUGGUAUCACAAAUUUAAAUCUUACUCUUUGAAAUCAGAUAGAACAAUCUAUCAUACAUUAAGGAUAGCAGUUCAACAUGAUAGAUUAGAGAUAAUAAACAUGAUUCAAUCGCCUCGAGGAAGAAACAUGCAAUUGUUACAAUGGUUGACUGAAAAGAUAUCGAAUCACAAUAUUGAAGAAUACGGACUUAUAUAUUGUGUAUCGGAAGCAUUAGUCAAUGCAGCUAUCGUUGGUCGUAUCGAUAUGAUCGAGUAUCUCAUGUCACAAUGUGAUUUCACCACCAUUCCAGAAACGAUUCAACCCUAUAUUCUAGAGAAUGGCGUAAUGAGCGGUAGCAUUGAAAUGAUUGAAUGGAUUUUAGGUCAUGGUGUCAAAUAUAAACCAAUGAUAAACUACAUAGAGUUGUCAGCUAAAUAUGGACAUCUUAACUUGGUUCAGUAUUUCGAGAUGAAUAAUAUCGGUCACUUUACAAGUCGGACAAUCGACAAUGCAGUAAGAUCAAAUAAUUUCCAAUUAGUUGAAUGGUUACAUUACAAUCAAAGUGAAUCAUUUCAAUCGUCGGCAAUGGAUCUAUCAGCAAGGAUGGGUCUGACACUUUUGAAAUGGUUUCACUCGAAUCGAACUGAAGGAUGUACUAUUCGUUCGAUGAUAAACGCUUCAUUCAGCCAUGAUUUAGAAACAGUUAAAUGGUUACGAGAGAACAGGUCAGAUUCAUACAACAACAGAAUACUCAAUGAAAUUAUCCUCAAUUCACAUCCAUCGUCCUAUGAGAUCUUACAAUAUCUUUACGAUCAAAAUCUAUACGAAAAGUUUAAUAUUAAUCUACUAAAGUUAGAUGAUAUCUUUUCUAGGAGUGCGCAUAAUGAUCGUCGCGAAGAUAUUCUUAAUUUUAUGAUCGAUUAUCAAAAUCAAUUAUUCCCUGCAUUCGAUUUGAAAAAAGAAUUAAGAAUUCUAAUCAAACGACAUGGAUACUUUAGUUAUGGUAUAAAAAUAUAG